This is a messenger RNA of Lotus japonicus, 6332 nucleotides long. RefSeq names its product protein NETWORKED 1D. The transcript has 6 exons. Gene Ontology annotation, molecular function: actin filament binding. The record is from RefSeq and is a predicted model, not a curated record. Gene Ontology annotation, cellular component: plasma membrane. Lineage: Eukaryota; Viridiplantae; Streptophyta; Magnoliopsida; Fabales; Fabaceae. Bases 534 to 6032 code for a protein of 1832 amino acids.
UGAGAAUCAUGAGAAUAAUGAAAUAAACAUAAUUUUGACUUGAGAAUCCAAAUGCUAUCCCACUUGUAUUUCUUUCCAUUACAGUUACAGACAGCACAAUCUUCCGUUUCCAAUUUCAGUGCUCCAAUCCAAAUUAAGUUAAGGAAUUUCUGAGAUGCGAGGGACAGUACUACCAAACUACCCUGCAUAAAAAGCAAAGCAAAGCAUGAGAGAGAAACACAAACAGAAACUGCAUUGUCCAAACAACACAGAGAAAGAGAGAGAUCUAACCAGCAUGGGGUGACUCAGAAAAUGGAAUAAAGAAAAGGGAGGAAAACAAAAGCAACAUAACUUGUUCAUCGCCACUGAUGGUGGAACCAAAUUGUUCAACUUGAUUUUUUUUUCUUUCUGUGCUAAUUCUGGUGUAUUAGCUGUUUGUUCAGUCACUCUUGGAACUUGUGAAUUCUACUGACCAGUUGUGAUAAGUGGUUCUGGUUUGGGAUCAAGUUCCUUCAACAUCAGAAGACAAAGUGCUGGUGUUCUAGGCCGGAGCGAUGGCGGCUCUGUCCCAUUCUGACUCUAAGAGAAUGUACUCAUGGUGGUGGGACAGCCACAUAAGCCCCAAAAACUCAAAAUGGCUCCAAGAAAAUCUCACAGAUAUGGAUUCCAAAGUGAAGCAAAUGAUCAAGCUCAUUGAAGAAGAUGCAGAUUCCUUUGCCAGGAGGGCAGAAAUGUACUACAAGAAGCGCCCUGAGCUCAUGAAAUUGGUUGAAGAGUUUUACCGGGCGUAUCGGGCGUUGGCUGAGAGAUACGAUCACGCAACCGGAGUGAUACGCCAGGCCCAUCAUACCAUGGCUGAAGCAUUUCCUAAUCAAGUCCCUCUGAUGGUAGCAGAUGAUUUACCUGCAGUUUCUUCCAUGGAGACUGAACCGCAUACGCCGCAUAUACCCCACAAUUCACAUGCAUUUCUUGACUCAGAUGAUCUGCAAAAGGGUGCUUCUACUCAUUUCCAUGCUAUCAAAAGAAAUGGACCUUAUACUGAUGAACCUGAUUCUACUGCAUACAGAAAGGGCUUGAAACAGCUCAAUGAUCUCUUCAUGUUAAGAGAACAAUUAAGUCAUGCAAAGUUCGCAGAAGGACGCGCUAGAAGGGGACUCAAUUUUCAUGACACAGAGGAGAAUAAUGGGGUAAACAAUGGAAGCCAUGAUACUGAACCUCAAAUCUUAUCUGAGUCUGAACGGAUGACUAAUGCUGAGACAGAAAUCUUGGCCUUGAAGAAAGCCCUUGCUAGAUUAGAAAGUGAAAAGGAAGCUGGCUUGUUUCAAUAUCAAGAGAGUUUGGAGAGGUUGUGUAACCUGGAAUCAGAAAUGUCUCGCGCCAGAGAGAAUUCUCAAGGACUUGAUGAACGAGCAAGCAAAGCUGAAGCUGAAGUUCAAACCUUGAAGGAAGCCCUUACUGAAUUACAGGCUGAAAGAGAAGCUAGUCUUCUUCGGUACCAGCAAUGCUUGGAGAAAACAUGUGAUCUGGAGAAAAAUAUUUCUUCUGCUCAAAAGGAUAUAGGAGAACUCAAUGAGCGAGCUAGUAAAGCUGAAACUGAAGCUGAAUCCUUAAAGCAAAACCUUGCUAGGGUGGAAACUCAAAAGGAAGCUGCUCUUUUUCAGUAUAACCAGUCCUUGGAGAUAUUAUCAAAACUGGAGGAGAGAUUAGUACAAGCUGAGGAGAACGCGAUGAGAAUUAACGCUGAAGCUAAUAUAGCUAAAAAUGAAAUUGAGGACAUGAAGUUAGAAAUCAGUAAACUUACUGAAGAGAAGGAAGACGCAGCUCUUCGAUAUCAGCAAUGCUUGGAGAUAAUUUCCAGUUUGGAGCAUAAACUCUCUUGUGCUGAAGAGGAGGUGAAUAGGCUAAAUUGCAAGAUAAAUGAUGGGGUUGAAAAGUUGAAUAGUUCUGAACAAAAGUGUCAUCUCUUUGAAACAUCAAAUCAGACCCUCCAAUCUGAAUUGCAGGCUUUAACACAGAAGAUGGGAUCUCAAAGUGAAGAGCUCUGUGAGAAGCAGAAGGAAUUGGGUAGACUUUGGACUUGCAUACAGGAGGAGAGAUUGCGAUUUGUUGAGGCCGAAACUGCUUUCCAAACUCUUCAGAAUCUGCAUUCCCAAUCUCAGGAAGAGCUUAGAUCUCUUGCUGCUGAGCUUCAUAAUAAGGCUGAAAUUCUGGAGAAUAUGGAAUCCCAUAAGAAGGCUUUAGAGGAUGAAGUACACAAGGCCAAGGAGGAAAACAAAAUUCUAAAUGAGAUCAAAUUGUCUUCUUCUUUGUCUAUAAAAAGUUUGCAGGAUGAGAUAUUGAAUCUAAGGGAGACAAUAGAGAAACUUGAACUGGAGGUUGGAGUGCGAGCAGAUGAACGAAAUGCUCUUCAACAAGAAAUUUACUGUCUUAAAGAGGAGCUUAAUGAUGUGAAAAAGAGACAUGAAUCCAUGAUGGAGGAGGUCGGAUCAACCGGCUUAGACGCACAGUGCUUUGCCUUAUCUGUGAAGAAAUUACAAGAUGAGAACUCAAAGCUGAAGGAAAUAUGCGAGGCUGACAAAGGUGAGAAAGCAGAACUGCAGGAAAAACUGGAGAUCAUGGAGAAACUUUUGGAGAAAAAUGCUGUUUUGGAGAGUUCCCUUUCAGGUUUGAAUUCCGAGCUGGAGUGUGUUAGAGAAAAGGUAAAGUUACUGGAAGAAAUUUGUGAAUCUUUGCUUGUGGAGAAAUCUACUCUCGCUGCUGAGAAGGCCGCCUUGUUUCUUCAGUUGCAAACCUCAGCUGAAAAUCUGGAGAAGCUCUCAGAAAAAAACCACCUUUUAGAAAAAUCACUUUUUGAUGUGAAUGCAGAGCUCGAAGGAUUAAGGACAAAGUCAAAGAUUUUAGAAGACUCAUGCCUGUUGCUUGACCGUGAGAAGUCCAGUCUCACUUCUGAGAAACAAACCUUAGAUUCACAAUUGGACAUCACUCGCCAAACACUGAAAGACCUUGAGAAACAACAUAGUGAAUUGGAACUAAAGCAUUCAGAACUAAAAGCAGAAAGGAAGUCUGCACUUCAAAAGGUGGAAGAGCUACUUGUUUCCUUGUAUGCUGAGAGGGAAGCGCAUUCUAGAAUUGUGGAGUUGAAUGAAGUUCACUUGGUUGAGAAGGAAUUGCAAAUUCAUAUUCUGCAAGAAGAUGUAAAUUACCAGGAAAAGGAAUAUGAGGAGGAACUCGACAGAGCUGUACAUGCUCAAAUGGAAAUUUUCAUCUUGCAGAAGUCUAUCUGGGAUUCGGAGCAAAAGAACUUCUCCCUUCUUGUUGAGUGUCAGAGACUCUUGGAGGCAUCCAAAAUGUCUGAUAGAUUGAUAUCGAAAUUGGAGAACGACAAUGUUCAAAAGCAAGUUGAUGCAAAUUUCUUGUCUGAGAAAGUGAGAAUUCUAAGGAUUGGACUUCUUCAGGUGUUAAAUACUCUUGACAUUGACAGAAAGCACUGGAGUGAAGAUAUUAUUGAAGAAGACCAGGAACUUCUAAACCAUAUACAUGGCAAACUUCAGGAGACACAGAAUUCUUUUGUCACUAUUUUCAAUGAAAGCCAGCAAGUGGCUAUUGAGAAUUCAGUUCUGGUUACAUUCCUUGGGCAGUUGAAACUAGAGGCUGAAAGUAUUGUAACAGAAAGAAAUGCCCUUGAUGAGGAGUUUGGCACCCAGUCGAAGCAGUUCUUGUCAUUGCAAGCAGAGGUGCAAAAGAUACGGCAGAAGAAUCAGGAAUUGAAGUUGACAAUAAGAAAGAGAGAUGAGAAAAUGGAAAUAAUGACAACAGAAAUAGAGAAUCUCUGCAAACAGUUUUCAGACUUGGAUGAGGCUUACAGGAUCAUACAGGAAGAAAGUUACAAAACUUCUGAAGAGAAAAAGUCCUUGAUGAGAAGAUAUAAAGACCUGGCUGAAGAGAAAGGUAACUUGGAAGAAGAAAUGUGCAGCAUGAUUCAUGAGACAAUAGCUCCGUGUAAUAGUUCUCUGAUCUACCAGAACAUUGUCUUUGAAAAACUUCUGGCACUUAAAGAGCUAGGCAAAGAUCUGGACAAACUGUUAUCAGUAAAUACAGGCCUUGAGGAGAGGUUACAAAUAGUGACAGGGAAAUUAGAGGAUGUUCAAAUGGAUAAUUCUUAUCUUAAGGAAUCAGUUGCAGAGUUGAAUACUGAUCUGAAAUUAGUUCAGUCUGUCAAUGAUGAAUUAAAUUGUCAGAUUAAGAAUGGAAAGGAAUUGUUAUCUCGAAAGGAAAAUGAGAUUAUGAAAGCAGCGGAGAUGUUUAGUGCUUUAUAUGGUGAGAAAACAGAAUUUCAAAGGUUGGUUGAAGAUCUGAAGAAAAAGUAUGAUGAGGCUAGAGUGAUAAUUGAAGACCAAGCUAGUCAAAUUUUAAAAUUAUACUCAGACAAGGAUCGUCAAAAUGAAGAGCUUGGAAGCCUUUGUGAAGUGAAUCAGAAGUUAGAGGCUGAAAUGAAACACCUGCAUCAAGAACUUGGAGAAACUAAACUGAUUGUAGAGAAGCUAAGUUAUGAAUCACUCAAGGGAACAAAUGAGAUUGAACGGUGGGAAUCUCAGGCUGCCACACUCUAUACUGGACUGCAGAUUUCUGCUGUCAAUGAGACGUUAUUUGAAGGAAAGGUCCGUGAGCUCGCUGAUGUAUGUGAGGAUGUUGAACGCAGAAGCAGCUUUCAAGGUAUGGAAACUGAAAAUCUGAAAGAAAGAGUUAACAAGUUGGAAGGUGAGAAUGGGAGACUACGUGGUCAGUUUGCUGCUUAUGUCCCAUCUGUCUGUGCUUUGAAUGAUUGUAUAACAUCCUUGGAGAUGCAGAUAUAUGCAAAACCUCAUCACUACCAAGAAUCAAAGGUUAAGAAUUUAGCCAAUCACAAAUAUGCUGAAGGUGAUCCACCAGCAGGUGAAGAUCAAUAUGAUACUGCAACAGAUGCACUUCCAGACUUCCAAGACAUGCAGAGAAGGAUCAAUGCCAUCGGAAUGGCUGUUAAGCAGAUGAAUGGAAGUUUCAAACCGAGGGACGAGAUGAGAGAGAUUCAAGUGUUAAAAUCUGGAAUCAGCUGGGGUCAAGGAAAUACUCAAGCAAGUAAGAAUCUUACUCAAAUGGAGGCAGCAAAGGAGCAUCAAGGUGGGGGUGCUGACAAACAGAAGAGAGGAAAAUCAGUGACAGAUAUUCCUGUAGCAGAAAUUGAAGUUUUGCCAAAAGACAUCAUGCUUGAUCAAACCUCUGAAUAUUCAUCAUAUGGAAUAAGUAGGAGAAGGCUUCUGAAGUCUGAUGAUCAGAUGCUUGAACUGUGGGAAACUGCUGAUAAGGAUGACAAUAUUGACCUGACAGUAGGCAAGGCAUGCCAUCAAAGGAGAGCAACCAAGGAAGCCAAAAACAAAAAUUCUUCAGUAGGGUCCUUGAUUGAAAUGGAGUUGAGUGUGGACAAAUUAGAGAUCUCAAGAAGAUUGACACAGCCACCGUCACAUGAAGAAGGCAAUAAGAGGAAGAUUUUGGAAAGACUUGAUUCUGAUGCCCAGAAGUUGACAAACCUUGAAAUAACUGUGCAAGAUCUGAUGACCAAGAUGGACAUUAUUGAGAAGAGCACAAAGGGAAAAGGUAUAGAGUAUGAUACAGUGCAAGGGCAGCUUGAAGCUGCUCAGGAGGCCAUUACAAAGUUGUUUGAUGCCAACCGUAAGUUGAUGAAGAAUGUAGAAGAGGGUACCUCGUCCUCUGCCGGCAAGUCUAUCACAGAGUCAGGUGAGAGUGGAAGCUCCAGCAGAAGGAGAGUUUCAGAACAGGCCCGGAGAGGUUCUGAAAAAAUAGGGCGGCUGCAGUUGGAGGUACAAAGACUGCAAUUUUUACUACUAAAGUUGAAUGGCGGUGAUAAAGAAGGCAAAGGAAAAGCAACAGUCGAUGAUCAAAAUCCAAGAGUCCUUUUGCGAGAUUAUCUCUACGGAGGGAGGAGAAAAGACUACCACAAGAAGAAGAAGAAAACAUCCUUUUGUGCAUGCAUGGAGCCUCCCACUAAGGGACAUUGAAUCAGCAGGAUUUUUAGCAUAGUUGAAGCACAUGAGACAAUUGACACAUAGCUUUCUUGUUUGUAAAUUUCUGUUUUAUUAUAGUAUAGAGAUGGUUCAAGACCCUGCAUGUUUUUCUAUGGUAAGGAUCUCACGUUCGUAUAGCAUAGACAUCAUGCUCACAUGCUGUAUAUGUAGUGUAAUGCUCACUCAAAAGAGGCUAGGAUGGAAUGUUCACCAUUUCAUUUUCUGAAUAGUACCCUUCAUCUUAAUUUAUUCUUGAUUAGAUGGGAGGUCGUAGUUUAGCUAUUAAUUUGUUUA